AUGUCAGACUUUUUAUGGUUCGAAGGGACACCUAUUUUACCUGUAUUUUCUACACCUGAAUGUCUACGAGAAAUACAUGAUGAAUUUCUAAUGAAGGAUGACGAUGCUGUCAUAUUGACAUACCCCAGAUCAGGAACUACCUGGCUGAUACAGAUUGUCUGCUUGAUCCAGAACAAGGGGGAUCCCAAGUUUAUCCAAUCUGUGCUCCCCUGGGAACUUUCACCAUGGAUAGAAAUUGACAGUUUAUAUUCUUUAAUAAAGAAUAAGAAGGGUCUAUGUCUCUUCACCUCCCACCUUCCCUUCCAACACUUUCCCAAGUCUUUCUUCAGUUCCAAGGCCAAGGUGAUUUAUCUCAUCAGAAAUCCCAGAGAUGUUCUUGUGUCUGGUUAUUUUUUCAAGAAUCAGACAAAAUUUGUGAAGGUGUCGAAGUCACUGGAAGAAUACAUGGGAUGGUUCCUCGAUGGAAAUGUGAUGUUUGGAUCAUGGUUUGAGCACACCCGUGCCUGGGUGUCUAUGAGAGAAAGAGAAAACUUCCUGCUAUUGAGUUAUGAAGAAUUGAAAAAGGACACACGAGGAACCAUAGAGAAGAUCUGCCAGUUCCUAGGAAAGAACUUAGAACCAGAAGAGCUGGAUUCAGUCCUCAAGCACAGCUCCUUUGAAGUCAUGAAAGAAAGCAUGCCCGAUUAUGAACGCUUCCCUGAAGAGCAUGUUUCAAAGAAGGUGCAGUUUCUGAGAAAAGGCAUUUGUGGAGACUGGAAGAAUCAUUUCACAACAGCUCAAGCUGAAGCCUUUGAUAAAAUAUUCCAGGAGAAAAUGAAAGGUUUCCCUCCAGGGCUGUUCCCAUGGGAAUAAGUUCCCCA
This is a messenger RNA of Nannospalax galili (Upper Galilee mountains blind mole rat), 860 nucleotides long. RefSeq names its product bile salt sulfotransferase 1-like. Gene Ontology annotation, biological process: sulfation. Bases 1 to 852 code for a protein of 283 amino acids. Lineage: Eukaryota; Metazoa; Chordata; Mammalia; Rodentia; Spalacidae. The record is from RefSeq and is a predicted model, not a curated record. The transcript has 6 exons. Gene Ontology annotation, molecular function: sulfotransferase activity. Gene Ontology annotation, cellular component: cytoplasm.